Messenger RNA from Chanos chanos (milkfish), 1941 nucleotides. RefSeq names its product solute carrier family 7 member 3b (gene slc7a3b). Gene Ontology annotation, cellular component: plasma membrane. Gene Ontology annotation, molecular function: amino acid transmembrane transporter activity. Bases 1 to 1941 code for a protein of 646 amino acids. Lineage: Eukaryota; Metazoa; Chordata; Actinopteri; Gonorynchiformes; Chanidae. The record is from RefSeq and is a predicted model, not a curated record. The transcript is spliced from 11 exons. Gene Ontology annotation, biological process: amino acid transport; transmembrane transport.
AUGUUCGACAAAGGUCUCACUUCCUUCGGCCAGAAACUGCUUCGCCGCCGUGUGCUGGGAAACAAUCAGGAGGAAACCCACUUUGCCCGAUGUCUCACCACAUUGGACCUCGUCGCUCUGGGGGUGGGGGCCACACUGGGGGCGGGAGUCUACGUCCUGGCCGGAGAGGUGGCCAGGGAGAAGGCUGGUCCGGCCAUCGUCCUCUGUUUCCUCAUCGCCGCGCUGUCCUCUGUCCUCGCUGGCCUGUGCUACGCUGAAUUCGGCGCUCGGGUCCCCAAAACAGGUUCCGCGUACCUGUACAGCUACGUGACGGUGGGGGAAAUUUGGGCUUUCAUCACCGGUUGGAACCUCAUCCUCUCGUAUGUGAUAGGUACGGCCAGCGUCGCUCGAGCCUGGAGCAGCACUUUCGAUAAUCUCGUGGAGCAAAAAAUCUCCAGCUUUUUCAAAGCCUCCAUGUCCAUGUCAGUCCCUGGAAAAGUGUUGGCAGAUUACCCCGACGUCUUCGCCCUCAUCCUGGUCAUGUUACUCACGGGUCUGCUGGCGUUUGGCGUUAGCGAGUCAGCGUUGGUGAACAAGAUCUUCACCGGGAUUAACUUGGUUGUGCUUGGCUUCGUCAUCAUCUCGGGCUUUGUGAAGGGCGACACUGCCAACUGGAACCUGACACUGGAGGACUACAUUAACAGCACAAACCGCACUAGCCCGCCAACAUCAGAGACAAUUGAAAAAGAAUUUGGCGAUGGUGGCUUCGCCCCAUUCGGCUUCACUGGAGUCCUCUCCGGUGCCGCUACUUGCUUCUAUGCGUUUGUGGGUUUUGACUGCAUCGCCACCACAAGCGAGGAAGCCAAAAACCCCAUGCGUUCCAUCCCCAUUGGUAUCGUCGCCUCUCUGCUCAUCUGUUUCGUCGCCUAUUUUGGCGUCUCGGCGGCGCUUACCCUCAUGAUGCCCUAUUACAAACUCAACACCCAAAGCCCCCUUCCGGAAGCCUUCAGCUACGUUCACUGGGGCCCUGCCCGCUACAUCGUCGCCGUAGGCUCACUCUGUGCCCUCUCCACCAGUUUGCUGGGCUCUAUGUUCCCCAUGCCCCGCGUGAUUUACGCCAUGGCUGAGGACGGACUGCUCUUCCGCUUCCUCUCCCGCAUGCACAAGAAAACCAAGACCCCUGUGCUGGCCACUGUUGUGUCUGGCAUCGUGGCAGCUGUGAUGGCCUUUCUGUUUGACCUUGCUGCCCUGGUGGACUUGAUGUCGAUUGGAACCUUGCUCGCUUACACACUGGUCGCUGUGUGUGUUCUCAUUCUCCGCUACCAGCCUGGCAGCCUGAACGCUAACGGUUGCAGCGGGAAAAACGUGGAGAUGGAGAGACUGGAGGACAAGUCCGACAUGACGGAUGGAGACAGCGGGGACGAGUACGGUCAGGAGCUGGAGACCAGGCCGCUGGAGGAGAGAUUCUCCUUCAGACUGCUGCUACAGCCCAGCUGUGAUGUACCAACCAAGACCUCAGGCCAGAUCGUCUACGGCGCUACGGCUGCCAUCUCUGCGGUCUUCACGUUGCUGUGUUUAGUGCUGGCCGUGUUUCAGGAGGACGUGGUGAAUGGCCAUCCCUUGUGUCUCACUGUUAUCGUGCUGCUGGUCCUUCUGUCUGCCGUUUGCAGCGUCAUCAUCUGGAGACAGCCUCAGAGCAAAGAGGCCCUCUCCUUCAAGGUCCCUCUGCUGCCUGUACUGCCGCUAGUCAGCAUGUUUGUCAAUAUCUAUCUGAUGAUGCAGCUGGAUAAAUACACAUGGUGGCGCUUUGCAGUGUGGAUGGUCUUAGGUUUUCUGAUUUAUUUCGGAUAUGGUAUGUGGCACAGUUCUCAAGGCAAAGCAAGUUCGGAGCCCGUUCCACAAGGCAAGAGACCUAUCUGCCUAACCGAGGACGACAGUGAACCCGAGACAGCCACGCCUUAG